AUGUUCUUCCUGACUUUCUCACGUCAUUGCUAUCCUUAUGACGACAGCCACGGCCAGUUAGACUUACUGACCAGUGCAGACCCUCUAGAUAAGCUAUUAGUUGCGAAUGAAGCCGAGUUUGACUCUUAUACGAAUCAGCAUGAAGAUGAGUGUCUUCCGGGCACUAGGACGGACCUUCUCAACGAGAUUGCAGAAUGGGCUGUGUCACCACACGGGAAGUGUAUCUUCUGGUUAAAUGGUAUGGCUGGGACAGGGAAAUCAACAAUAUCUCGCACCGUGGCGAAACGCUUUAAACAAGAGAACAUACUAGGGGCAAGCUUCUUCUUCAAAAGGGGCGAGGGGGAUAGAGGGAAUGCGAGAAGGCUUGUUCCGACUAUUACAAGACAACUUGAAAAGAGCGUCCCCCAACUGACCCGUGGUGUUCGAAAAGCAAUCGAAAAUAACUCUGACAUCGCAACGAAAGGGCUGAAGGAACAGUUUGACAAAUUAAUCCUUCAACCUCUACGGGACUUAACUUCGUCCUCUUUCUCGAUCCCUAAUGUGGUCAUAGUGAUUGACGCACUAGACGAAUGUGACGAGGACAAUGAUAUGCGACUUGUACUACGAUUGCUACCGCAGUUUCAAGAAAAUCCAGAGGCUUUGCGUUUCCGAAUUCUGUUGACUAGCAGACCCGAGUUACCAAUACGUCUGGGAUUCCAAAAGCUUGCAAACCACGACUAUAAAGACCUGGUUCUCCACGAGAUCCCGAAGGAAGUUAUUGAGCAUGAUUUGUCAUUAUUUUUGAAUCUUCGUCUUUCAGAAAUCAGGGAAGAGCGAUAUCCUCCCCUACCUAUCGACUGGCCGGGGCCCCUAAAUAUUCAAAAGCUAGUGGCUUUAUCCGUUCCGUUGUUUAUCUUCGCUGCUACGAUAUGCCGUAUCUUUAAGGAUCCCUAUUGGGACCCAGAGGAUAUUCUUCCUGAGAUUCUUGCACAGCAAAAUGACGAAUCUAAACUGGGUGGAACGUAUCUUCCUGUGCUUAAUCGGCUUCUUAACGGACAAAUCGAGAGCCGGAAGGAGCAGCUGGUUCAGCAAUUUCACCAGGUGGUUGGUACAAUCGUGACCCUAGAGAGCCCACUUUCAGUUACUGCACUCUCGAGACUUCUAAACGUCCGUGAAAGGCUUAUUCAGCUUAGACUUGACCCACUACAUUCAGUCCUGAGUGUGCCAGAUGAUAAGACUUUGCCGGUACGGCUUUUCCACCUGUCCUUUCGGGACUUUCUUCUCGACCCAGAAACCCGUGAGAAAACUCCCUUUGGGGUAGACGAGAAAGAGAUUCAUUACAAGUUAGCUAUGAAAUGUAUCUUUCUCUGUCAAAAUCUGCGGAAAAAUAUAUGUGGACUGCCGAGCGAUGGAAGCCAACGUGCGGAGACUGAUCGCACGACUAUUGAUCACUGCCUUCCUCCAGAAUUGCAAUACGCCUGUCGAUAUUGGGCACAUCAUCUAAUGCAAUGUAGAGACUUGAACGCGGUGAUGUAUAACGCUCUCUUAUUUCUCCAGAGGAAUUUCCUACGCCGACAUUUUCUGCACUGGGUAGAAGCAAUGAGCCUACUAGGUCUCAUGUCAGAGGUAGUAGGGAUUCUUAAUGCACUCCAAACGGUUAUACCCGGGAACGCUGAUUCGGCAAUGUCGGAUUUUUUAUACGAUGCAAAGCGCUUUAUUCUGAAAAAUCGCCAGAUAGCUAAUAAUGCACCUCUCCAGCUAUAUUGCUCAGGGCUGGUAUUUGCACCAAGAACGGCCAUAGUUCGGAGAGAGUUCGGAACUGAACUUCCUAGUUGGAUAAGCCAGUUACCACAAGUUAACGAAAAGUGGAGCGCAGAAUUACAGGCUCUCGAGGGCCAUUCAAAUUCGGUAAACUCAGUGGCCUUCUCGCCCGACGGCCGGCUGCUGGCGUCUGGCUCCAACGAUGACACAGUACGGGUCUGGGACCCGGCGACGGGGGCGCUACACUAUACUCUCGAGGGCCAUUCAGGUACGGUAUACUCAGUGGCCUUCUCGCCCGACGGCCGGCUGCUUGCGUCUGGCUCCAACGAUGACACAGUACGGCUCUGGGACCCUAUGACAGGGGCGCUACACCACACUCUCGAGGGCCAUUCAAUUUCGGUAGAGUCGGUGGCCUUCUCGCGCGAUGGCCGGCUGCUGGCGUCUGCCUCCGUCGAUCGCACAGUGCGGCUCUGGGACACAGCAACAGGGGCGCUACACCACACUCUCGAGGGCCAUUCAAAUUCGGUAUACUCGGUGGCCUUCUCGCCCGACGGCCGGCUGCUGGCGUCUGGCUCUAGCGAUAAUACAGUGCGGCUCUGGGACCCUGUAACGGGGGCGCUGCACCACACUCUCGAGCACACUCUCGAGGGAUUUAUCACUGCCUUGGAAUUUUCACCAGAUAGUUCAUAUCUAAGAACGAAUCUUGGCUCUCUUAAUAUUCCGUCAUUGUGUGGCGAUUAUACUUCUUGUUCGCCUGAUGUUAAUUUUGAGAUCUCUAUUAAUCAAGGGCAGUGGAUAACGUUAAAUGGCCAAAAGGUACUAUGGCUUCCAACAGAGUCUCGGCCUACGUGCUCGGCGAUUAAUGGUAGUAUCCUUGUUCUAGGACACGCAUCAGGGAGGGUUUCUUUCAUAGGAUUUCGUCUAUAG
Messenger RNA from Penicillium verhagenii, 2667 nucleotides. RefSeq lists its product as uncharacterized. The transcript has 3 exons. Gene Ontology annotation, molecular function: protein binding. NCBI's taxonomy places the organism in Eukaryota, Fungi, Ascomycota, Eurotiomycetes, Eurotiales, Aspergillaceae. Bases 1 to 2667 code for a protein of 888 amino acids. The record is from RefSeq and is a predicted model, not a curated record.